Oncorhynchus keta (chum salmon) is the source of this 1782-nucleotide messenger RNA. Its product is annotated as gastrula zinc finger protein XlCGF17.1-like. The transcript is spliced from 2 exons. The record is from RefSeq and is a predicted model, not a curated record. Bases 33 to 1151 code for a protein of 372 amino acids. Lineage: Eukaryota; Metazoa; Chordata; Actinopteri; Salmoniformes; Salmonidae.
GUGGAGCCCAGUUUGCUCUGCAGGAUCCAGAGAUGGCAUCAGUGAAACUGGAAGACUGCAGUCAAACACUGGAGCUGAAAGUCAACAUUAAAGAUGAAGAAGAGGAGGAGAAGAUUGGGACAUGUGUUAGUCAUGGAGACCAUGUUGAGACAUUAUCUACAUCCAGAGAGCAACAGCAGGAAGAUCACAGAGCUAAGAGGUCUCACCACUGCCCACAUUGUGAGGAGAUUUUCCCAUUUCUAUCAAAGCUAAAAAUACACCUACAAAUACACACAGGAGAGAAGCCUUAUUCCUGCACUGACUGUGGAACGCACUUCACAACAUCAAAGGCUCUGACCGUUCAUCAGAGAGUGCACACUGGAGAGAAGCCUUACUCCUGCUCUGACUGUGGGAAGAGUUUCUCAGGAUUGGGUCACUUAAAAAGACACCAACGUAUACACACAGGAGAGAAGCCUUACUCCUGCUCUGACUGUGGGAAGAGUUUCUCGCAACAGAGCAGCUUAAACUCGCACAAACAUAUACACACAGGAGAGAAGCCUUACUACUGCUCUGACUGUGGAAAAUGCUUCAGAGCAGCAUUUGAGUUAAAAGUUCAUCAGAGGACACACACAGGAGAGAAGCCUUACUACUGCUCUGACUGUGGGAUGAGUUUCUCUCAACAGAGCAGCUUAAAGUCACACCAGCGUAUACACACAGGAGAGAAGCCUUACUCCUGCUCUGAUUGUGGGAAGAGUUUCUCUCAUCAAAGCAGCUUAAAAUCACACCAACAUAUACAUAAAGCAGAGAAGCCUUACUCCUGCUCUGACUGUGGGAAGUACUUCACAACAUCAGCUGAGCUAAAAGUUCACCAGAGAACACACACAGGAGAGAAGCCUUAUUGCUGCUCUGACUGUGGGAAGAGUUUCUCUCAACAGAGCAACUUAAAAACACACCAACUUAUACAUACAGGAGAGAAGCCUUUCUCAUGCUCUGACUGUGUGAAGUGCUUCACAACAUCAUCUGAGCUAAAAGUUCACCAGAGAACACACACAGGAGAGAAGCCUUACUCCUGCUCUGACUGUGGGAAGAGUUUCUCUCAACAGAGCAACUUAAUAACACACCAACGUAUACAUAAAGGAAAGAAGCCUCAUCAGUUCUCUCAGGCCAGUUAAGAUUAGUCACUCCAUCACUUAAUUCUCAUCUCAUAAAGGAAGUGGUAACAGUGAAUUUGAUAACAUUACCAGAGAGUAACACUAUUGUAAUCCUAUUGUUUCUGAUUGUGAGAGAACUGUGCAGAGAAAAGGGAGCAUUAUAGAACAUUAGCUUCUCUUUACUUUACUGAUCAGUGUGCACCUUGUCAGUUCUGGUGUGUUUUGUUUGCUUCUACUGUAAAGAUAUUGAGAUUACCUUGGAUUUGCCCUUAUCAUUGAAAACCCUCAGAGAUCUCUUGUUAAAACAAUGGAGGGAGGUACUGCUUCCCUCUGCAGUUUUCUGUGGGAAUGAGUUAAGACACAACAUGAGUCAGAUAGAGAUGGUGUGAUGAUCAGUUUUCUGUGGGAAUGAGUUAGUAGACACAUGUCAGAUAGAGAUGAUGUGAUGAUCAGUUUUCACCUUUAGUUUGCGUGGAUACUUUUAUUCCUACUAAAUGUUUUUUGUUUAAUGAUACACAGGUUAUAAAACAAAUGGGUUUAUUCAAUUGUCUUUUAAAACUAGAUUCACUAUGUUAGUCAUUGAUGAUUCAUGUAUUUGGAUAACUGCAAUGAAUUUAAUUGAAUUACUAAUGAAAAAUAAAUGUUCUACAUU